Nerophis lumbriciformis (worm pipefish) is the source of this 1423-nucleotide messenger RNA. The record is from RefSeq and is a predicted model, not a curated record. Lineage: Eukaryota; Metazoa; Chordata; Actinopteri; Syngnathiformes; Syngnathidae.
CCCACCAUUUUGUCCGGUCGCAGGAAAAGACGUCGACAAGGACCAUGACCAAGCCCAGGCUGACGCAGAACUGCAGCGUUGUGGGCUGCACAGACCGGCACACAUCCUUGCAUCGACUCCCGAACAAAAAGGAUAUCAGAGCCAAGUGGAUCCAGUUCAUCUACGACGGGAACGUCCCGGCUUCCGUCGGCAAGACUCUGCUGGUCUGCGCCAACCACUUCGCGUCGGACAACUUGAUCCACUUGGACUCCGGACUAAGUGCGAGGCUGAGUGUCAAACAUGGAUCAGUACCGACUGUUCGCGCCACGGAAGCGGGAAGUCCUCCACACCCGAGACGGUACUGCAGGAUCAACAACACGGUACCGCUGCUGGCGCUCUACUUCGACGGCGACAGCGACAUGAGGCCGGACUUCCGUCUCUCCAGGGCCUCCUUCGCCGGCCUGAUGGAGCUCCUCGGGACCCGCUGCGACCACGGCUGGGGGCCCGUGAUAGAGACCCUGGUCUUCUUGUUUUGGCUGUCCGGCGGCGCCUCCUACCGCGUGGUGGGCACAGCGUUCGACAUGCCGCGGACCACGGUGCACCGCGUCGUCCACAAGACCAGCAAGAAGAUCCGCGCUCUCCUCCCUCGGGUGGUCCGCCUUCCGGCGGCGGAGGACUUGGCCGCCCUCGGCGCCGGUUUCGCCCGCCUGGCCGGGUCGGCGGCUUUCAGCCGGGUGGUGGGCAGCAUCGGCGGCUGCCACGUUCGCGUGAAGCCGCCCAUGGAGAAAGCCUCGGGUUACCUGAACCCCAAGUUGUUUCACUCGCUGCAGUUCCAGGCCGUCUGCGACCACGGCGCCAAGUUCCUGGACGUCUUUAUUGGCUCCCCGGGGUCGGCGCACGACACCAAGGUGCUGAAGCACAGCGUUAUCUACAAACAGCAGAAGUACCCGCCCCCUGGGUUCUGCAUCGUCGGGGACGCGGGCUACCCCUGCCUGCGCCGACCCAUCGCCCUCAUGACCCCUUAUAAGGACCCCGGGAACAACCUCCUCCAGGCGGCCUUCAACUGUCACCUGUCCAAGGCCAGGUGUGCGGUGGAGAGGGCCUUUGGCAUCAUGGAGAGCAGAUGGAAGUCCAUUUUCUCCAAGGCCCUGGAGGUGGACGUGCUCUAUGUGCCGGAGGUGGUGGCCUGCUGCACGGUCCUCCACAACAUCUGCCUGAGUCACGGAGACCUGCUGGAGCCCGGAGACCUCCAGGACCAGGCGGCAGCUGGAGAAGGCCCGGAGGACCCGGCAGAACCUUUGUCCCCGGGAACCGUGUGUGGCGCGGAGGACAGGCACAGGAUGGCCAUGCUUUGCUACGCUCCGGACCAUGACUAUUUGUAAAUGCUUCACCUUUCUGUUUUCUCUCAAUGACUCUGCUGUUGUAAAUAAAUGUGUCACCAAUG